Vicia villosa (hairy vetch) is the source of this 3056-nucleotide messenger RNA. RefSeq names its product pentatricopeptide repeat-containing protein At1g43980, mitochondrial-like. The transcript has a single exon. Gene Ontology annotation, molecular function: protein binding; RNA binding. Lineage: Eukaryota; Viridiplantae; Streptophyta; Magnoliopsida; Fabales; Fabaceae. Bases 226 to 2115 code for a protein of 629 amino acids. The record is from RefSeq and is a predicted model, not a curated record. Gene Ontology annotation, biological process: RNA modification.
AUCUAGUAAAACUAACCAAAAAAAAAAAAAAAGUACUAGUUGAAGAUUCCGGGCGGGAGCUAAGAAAAAGCUCGAGGAACCAAACUUUGCAACCCCACUGGCCACUUCAACUCCAACCCCAGUUUCGGAAUACUACACAUUCAAAUGGAGAUUCAAGGAAACACAUAAGACACCGCUUUUACCAACUCUGCCUAUGUGCCCUGUCUAUAUGUACCCAUCAUUUGCAUGUACCCAUUUUUCAAGCAAACACAGUCUCUUCACUCCUCACUUUCUUACUGUUCUACUCUCCUACACCACUCUUUAUCUCAUAAAUCCUCUAACUUUCUCAAAACUGUCCAUGCUCACUUCCUCAAAUUGGGUCUUAAUACCUAUACAUAUUUGGGUAACCGCUGUAUCGAUCUUUAUACCGAAUUUGGCCAUAUUGAUGAUGCCUUGAAGGUGUUUGAGGAUAUUUCUUAUAAGAACUCCACUUCCUGGAACAUUUGCUUAAAAGGGUUGUUCAAAAGUGGUCAACUUGGCAAGGCCUGCCACAUGUUUGAUGAAAUGCCUGUUAGAGAUGUUGUUAGUUGGAACACUAUGAUUUCGGGUUGUGCUUCUUGUGGGUUUUCUAGUCAUGCCUUGGAGCUUUUUGUUGAGAUGCAAGAUAUUGGUGUGAGACCGAGUGUGUUCACUUUCUCAAUUUUGACAUCGGUCGUGUCAAGUCCUUGUCAUGCUAAGGAGGUUCACGGUAGGAUGAUUAGGAGUUGGAUGGAUUUGUCGAAUAUGGUGAUUGGAAAUUCGUUGAUUACUAUGUAUGGGAAGUUUGGUCUUGUUGAUUAUUCUUUUGCUGUGGUUUUGAGUAUGAAGCAGCUUGAUGUUAUAUCUUGGAACUCUUUGAUAUGGGCAUGUCAUAGAGCUGGUUGCCAGGAGCUUGCUGUAGAGCAAUUCUGUUGCAUGAGAGCUGCUGAGAUGUUACCUGAUCAGUUUACGUGUUCGACGUUGAUGAGUGUCUGUUCCAGCUUGCGAGAUUUGGAAAAGGGUAAGCAAGUUUUUGCCUUUUGUUUCAAGGUGGGAUUUGUUUAUAAUAGCAUUGUGUCUGGUGCUGCUAUUGACCUCUUUUCCAAAUGCAACAGAUUGGAGGAUGCUGUGCGGUGCUUUAAAGAACAAGAACAAUGGGAUUCGGCUCUAUGCAAUUCCAUGAUUUCUUGUUAUGCUAGACAUGGUUUUGGGGAAGAUGCUCUUCAGCUCUUUGUGCUGACCUUGAGGAAGAAUAUCAGACCAACGGAAUAUACAGUUAGCUUUCUUCUGAGUUCUGUUUAUAUUUUCUUGUCAGUAGAACUGGGUAAUCAAAUCCAUGCUUUGGUUCAUAAGUUGGGUUUCGAGUCAGAUGCAGUUGUUGCCAAUUCACUUGUUGAUAUGUAUGCUAAAUUUGGAUUUAUUGAUGAUGCCUUGAAUAUCUUCAACAAAAUAAAAGCAAAAGAUUUGGUAGCAUGGAACACUAUAAUGAUGGGACUGUCUUACAAUGGCAGAGUGUCUGUGACCAUGGGCCUUUUCAAUGAAUUGAUAAGAGAAGGAAUACCACCUGAUCGAAUAACAUUUGCGGCAGUUCUACUAGCAUGCAACUAUGGGAGUUUGGUUGAUGAAGGAAUUAAGAUAUUUUCUCUAAUGGAGAUGGAAUUCGGAGUAAAACCAGAGGAAGAGCAUUAUUCAUAUGUUGUAGAGAUGUUAUGUAGAGCUGGUAAAGUCAAAGAAGCCAUUGAUAUUGUGGAAAAAAUGUCGUGUCAAGCUACCCCUGACAUUUGGAGGUCAAUUAUUUCUGCGUAUGCAAGAUAUGGAGACUUGCAAGCUACUGAAAUAGUUGCAACAAAGAUAAUGGAGAGGUCACCACAAACAUCCUUACCGUACUUGGUGUUGGCUCAGGUAUAUCAGAUGCGUGGCCGCUGGGAGAGCACGGUUCGAGUGAGGAAGGCUAUGGAAAAUAGAGGUAGUAGAGAGCUCAUUGGAUACAGUUGGGUGGGAAUAAAAAACCAUGUAUAUACUUUUGGAUCAAACCAAUUACAACACUAUGGUGGCAAAGAUAUUUAUAUGCUACUGAAUUUACUGGCAUGGGAGAUGGAGACUAAUUGUAAUGUCUAGAAAUUGUAUGAAGUUGGAGGGGAAUAUGGAUAUUUGAAUUGAAGUGGGUUACAAUUUAUAAACUUUGAUUCUGAAUUCUGGGAAUCAUAUAAUCGGAGUUACGGGCUUGGAUUAUUAAUGCUGGAAACAGGAUGAAAUUUAUAAUGAAGCAGAUACAAAGUAAAGAUAACAUAAUUUUUCAUAAGCAAACAUUAGUACAUAACUUGUUAGGGAAAUGAGGAAAUGUUAGUAGCCUAUAUCAUCAUACUCUGAACCUCCUUCAUAAUGGUUUUUCGAAGCCCCAAGUUGAACAAUUGGACUAAUCAUUCGGGGGCAUCAACUUUCUUAUAUUAGUACUGCAAGGAAGUUUUUGUAUAGUUGUUGAGGUAUUUAUAUUUAUUGUAAUAUGAUUUGUUAGUAUAUUAUAGAAUUAUGAUAGGAUCACAUUCCUAUUUAGAUUAUAUCUCUCAUGUACAUAAAUAGUGGUUUCUACUUUCUCAAUAUGAUGAGAAAUAUUCACAUUCAAGUUGGUAUAAGAGCAUGGUUCCGAAAUCCUAGUUUGGGUUCUGCCUCCAUGAAGGCUAUGGCCUAGAUUUGUUUUCUCAGUUUGGUUGCUGGAUGUCCAAGGGGCACCAUCAGCUGACCCAUAGCAGUCACAAGCCUGACUGAAAUCCUAGUUGUAUCUUUGAUCUCUUGAUAGUAUCCUCUGGUUUCAAAUGUUGCUUGCAAUUUGUGUUACUUCUGUUCAUUGUGUUGGUCUGUUCAAGUUAUCCAUUUUUUUGUAAUCGACACAUUUGCUUUCUCUUAAUUGUUGUCAGCAUGAUUAUUGUAAUUUGAUUUUAUCUUGAGAGGUUGCGAAGGUUCUGACAAGCGAUUAUUUUCUUUCUAUAGUAUCAUGAUAACAUUUAGUUGUGUUUUUAAGACUGCAUACAAAAUCACAAGAUUUACAAUAGAAGCACUUC